AUGGACCUCAUCUGCAUCCACUUCCUCCCCCCGCUGGAUUCUAUUCAGAUCUGGGUCCACUUAACUGGUAUACCUGUUGAUCUCCGACAUGAUGAAGGCCUCAGUUUGGUUGCUGGACUGGUUGGGGAACCCAAGGAGACAGAUGACUUCACUCUGAAUCUUGUGAGUUUAACUUUAUCUCACGUGAAAGUAGAGGUCGACCUCACCCAACCGUUACCAGACGUCGUAGAAUUCACUCGAGAAUCAGGCGAAGUUGUGGAAGUAUCAGUCACCUACCCAUGGGUCCCUCCGACUUGCUCCCACUGCAAAGAGUUAGGACACAUAAGCAGAAACUGCUUACAACUACCUCAACAACCAAAGAAUGCAACUUCUACCUAA
Molecule: messenger RNA, 378 nt
Organism: Brassica oleracea var. oleracea
Lineage: Eukaryota; Viridiplantae; Streptophyta; Magnoliopsida; Brassicales; Brassicaceae
Exons: 1
Coding region: 1-378 (125 amino acids)
Molecular function (GO): zinc ion binding; nucleic acid binding
Source: RefSeq, a predicted model, not a curated record